GCACGGUGUCGCCUCCCGGCCGACCAUGGACUGGCGGGAGGAGGGCGCAGGGCGCCGCCGCUGCUCUCGCCCCUAGCCCGGCAUUCCCUCAUCCUUCCGCCCGCUCCGGUCCUCUGGGGGCUUGGUGACUGCGUCUUCUUCGCCCAGACGGCGCUGGGGAGCAGGGGAUCUUCGCUCCGGGUCUCCGCGAUGUGCACGUCUGAGAUGGGGACGCUGUGGCACCAUUGGUCCCCCGUUCUCAUCAGCCUGGCCGCCCUCUUCUCCAAAGUGGCGGAAAGCCGAGGCAUCCUGGAAAGCAUCCAGAGGUUUUCCUUGCUGCCCACCUACCUUCCGGUGACCUACCACAUCCACCACGCCGACGUGUCCUUCUUCCUGAAGGAAGCCAACCAGGACAUCAUGAGAAACUCCAGCCUGCAGUCGCGCGUGGAGUCCUUCCUGAUUUACAAAUCCAAGAGGCUCCCGGUCCUGAAUGCCAGCUAUGGGCCUUUCGCCAUUGAGCAAGUGGUACCCCAGGACUUGAUGCUGCCUUCCAGCCCUUUUGGAUUCACCAGCAAAUUUUCUCUGAACUGGAAGCUGAAAGCGCACAUCCUGCGGGACAAGGUGUACCUGAGCCGGCCGCGGGUGCAGGUGCUGUUCCACGUGGUGGGCAGGGACUGGGAUGACCCCGGCCCCGCGCAGGCGCAGAAGCUGCCCUGCCUGCGGGUGUUUGCUUUCCGGGAGACCCGGGAGGUGCGGGGCAGCUGCCGGCUGCAAGGGGCCCUGGGGCUGUGCGUGGCGCAGCUGGAGCUCCUGGCCAGCUGGUUCAGCCCCCCGACGGUGGUGGCCGGGAGGAAGAAGUCGCUGGAGCCCUCCGAGGGCAGCCCCGUGGAACUCUACUACACUGUGCAGCCGGGGGACUGGGACGAGCGUGGAGACUGUGUCAAGGACGAAGCCAGGAAAGCUGGAGGGAUGCGUCCGGAUGUCGAUGAAUCGGGGCCUCCCUUGCAGAGGAUCGGGAGUGUGUUUCUUUACCAGACCCACAGCCGGCCAGCCCUGAGAGAACUACGUUUGGAUAACAACGUGGCCGUCCAGUACGUGCCAAAGACGGUCAGGCAAGGAGAUGUGCUGACUUUUCCCAUUUCCAUCUCCAGAAACUCCACCGAGGACCGCUUCACCCUGAGGGCAAAGGUGAUGAAAGGCAUGAACAUCAUUGGGGUGAGAGCCAGCAGCCCUUCCAUGUGGGAGGUCAAGGAGAGCACGGAUUACACGGGGAAGUACACGCCAGCUGUCAUCAUGUGUCAGAAGAAAUCUGCUGGCUCAGAAAACCGGGUGGAUGGCUCCUCCUAUGAAGUCAUGCAGAUCGAUGUAGAAAUUGAAGAGCCCAGUGACCCACCAGCCACACAGCUUGUCACCUGGCAGGUUGAAUAUCCAGGAGGAAUCACAUCUGACUUGGGCGUAUCCAAGAUCUACGUGAGUCAAAAGGACCUGAUUGGUAUCGUCCCACUGGCCAUGGAGGCAGAAAUCCUGAACACGGCCAUCCUCACGGGGAAGACGGUGGCCGUGCCGGUGAAGGUGGUCGCCGUGGAGGAGGACGGCACCGUGGCAGACCUGCUCCAGUCUGUGCAGUGCCGAUCGUCUGAUGAUGAUGUCAUUAAGGUUUCUGACAGAUGUGACUAUGUCUUCGUCAAUGGGAAAGAAAUGAAAGGCAAGGUGAACGCGAUGGUUCACUUCACCUACCAGCACCUAAGCAGUCCUCUGGAGAUGACGGUGUGGGUGCCUCGGCUGCCCCUACAGAUCGAGGUCUCGGACACCGAGCUCAACCAGAUCAAGGGCUGGAGGGUCCCCAUCAUCUCCAACAAGAGGCCAGCUCGGGACAGUGAGGAAGAGGACGAAGACGAGAGAAGGGGCCGGGGCUGCACUCUUCAGUACCAGCAUGCCAUGGUGCGAGUCUUGACUCAGUUUGUGGCCGAGGCGGCUGAGCCUGGGGCACACCUGGCCCACCUGCUGGGCUCGGACUGGCAGGUGGACAUCACGGAGCUGGUAAAUGACUUCAUGCAGGUGGAGGAGCCCCGGAUCGCCAAGCUGCAGGGGGGGCAAGUCCUGAUUGGCCAGGAGCUUGGGAUGACCACCCUUCAGAUCCUGUCACCUCUGUCAGAUGCCAUCUUGGCUGAGAAGACCAUCACUGUGCUGGACGAGAAGGUGACAAUCACAGACCUCGGGGUCCAACUGGUGACAGGGCUGUCCCUCUCCCUUCAGCUCAGCCCAGGGAGCAACAGAGCCAUCUUCGCCACUGCAGUGGCUCAGGAACUUCUGCAAAGGCCCAAACAGGAGGCAGCCAUCAGUUGCUGGGUCCAGUUCAGUGAUGGUUCUGUCACCCCCUUGGAUAUUUACGAUGCAAAAGACUUCUCGCUGAUGGCCACAUCCCUGGAUGAGAAGGUGGUCUCCAUCCACCAAGACCCCAAGUUCAAGUGGCCUAUCAUCACUGCCGAAGCCGAAGGACAGGGAGCUCUGGUCAAGGUCGAAAUGGUUAUUUGUGAAUCGUGCCAGAAAUCCAAGCGGAAGAGCGUGCUGGCUGUGGGGACCGCCAACAUCCACGUUAAAUUUGGCCAAAACGACGCCAACUCCAACACCAGUGACAGCAGACACUCGGGGGCGGGAGUUCACCCGGAUAAUAACAUCAGCAACAGAAGACCCCCCAAACCCUUGCAAGAGUGGGGGAGUCCCGAGGGCCAGUACUUUGGCAGUUCGUCCAUGGGCCUCAUGGAAGGAAGGGCCUCCACAACAGAGAAGUCCACCUUCCAGAAGAACCAGGGCCAGGAGAGCCUUUUGGAUGAUGACAGCCAUUUGCAAACCAUGCCCUUUGACCUCACCAGCUUCCCAGCCCAGGUGGACCUGACCAGAAGCAACGGGGAAACGGAAGACCCCACGCAGGCAUCCAAGGGGCUGAGCGACUUGGAAAUCGGGAUGUACGCCCUGUUGGGUGUCUUCUGCCUGGCCAUUCUGGUCUUCCUAAUAAACUGCGCGACCUUUGCCUUUAAGUACAGGCACAAACAGGUGCCCUUCGAAGAACAGGAAGGUAUGAGUCACUCGCACGACUGGGUUGGACUGAGCCACCGGACCGAACUCUUGGAGAAUCACAUCAACUUCGCCUCCUCCCAAGAGGAGCAGAUCACCGCCAUCGACAGGGGCAUGGAUUUUGAAGAAAGUAAGUACCUUCUCAGCGCGGGUUCCCAAAAGAGCAUCAAUGGACAACUGUUCAAAAUGUCAGGCUCCACCCUCACGGAUGGGAAGGAUCAGAAGAGCGAGCCCCCCACGUCCCCUACCUCCAAAAGGAAAAGAGUGAAGUUCACCACUUUCACCACCAUCUCCUCGGAGGACGGGUGCUCCACCGUGAACUCUAUAGCCACAAGUCGGGAGGAUACCAUGAACUGGGUCCACCAGGAUCUGGACCCUGGGGAGUGUCGAGAGUCAUGCGGCUACGUGGAAGGUUUACACGAGGCUGUGUAAGCCGGGGGCGUUCACGCACCUUGGUUCUCACUCACCUUUCGGCCUUUAAUUUGGGGACAUGUGGCAUUCCCCAGUGGGGGAAAGAAAAAGACAGGACAAGGAGCUCCCUGGUGGCUCAGUGGGUUAAGGAGCUGGUGUGGCCACUGCUGCAGCUGAGGGUCGCUGUUGUUGGUGAGGGUUCAAUCCCUGGCCUGGGAACUUCCGCAUACCAUAGGCAUGACCAAAAAAAAGCAAAAAAAAAAAAAAGGAGAAGAUAAGGCUGAUAUUAUCCACAGAGCCCCAGAAAAUGACCUUAGCUCCAAGAGGGAGGCCUCAAGUGGGACUCGAUCGAGGUCCACAUUGCAGGGUACAGUGUCUUGGUCUGUGUUGAGAGGUUUAUCAUCAUGCAUGGCAAGAUUUUUUUAAAAACUUGAAAGCAAAAUGAGUUCUGAAUCACCAAGCUUUGGAGAGCUUCCAGAAAGAACAGUCUCUCCCCCCAUCUCUAAUCAGUUUGGAUAUGGUCAAAGCCAUGCAGCUGCCAGAGUCAGCGCUGCAGACUGCAGGUGCAAAACCAGACUCAGGUUGUGCAGAAGCAGAGAGAUGAGAAGUGGUCCUUGCAACUGGUGCCCUACAUCCCGCUGUGAGCAUGAGCAGAGGCGGAGUCCAGCACAGCCCGCAGCUCUCAGGAGGCAUGGGUCCUCUCAAGACUGGGUCCAGGCAAGCCCAGGUUCUUGACAAACCCAGGCAGUUGCCGACAAGGACUGAAAGGGAACCAGCGGGCAGAUAAGCCACCAAUAUAUUUGUAACUAGAUUCUAAGGUCAAACGCGCGCGCACGCACGCACGCACACGCACACACACAGACACACACACAACCCCUCUGAGCCAUUCAGAGCAUCUCUUGUUGUGUGUAAACGAGGGGUCCUGGGUACAGUGUUUCAAAUGAGUUCAAAGAACCAGGCUUGCUUUUUUUUUUUUUUUUUUUAAGCAAAAUAACAGUGUUCACAUUUGUACACAUCCCCUGCAUCGCCGCCUUUCCAAAAGUCGUUGGUCACUUGUGGGCGGGGCUGGGGGGGGCAGUGUCAGCCAGCAUUCAUUGGGUCUCUUCCACUGUGGCCUCUGUGACAACCACAAGGUGACAGGCUACACUGAGGGCCCAGUGGGUGACCUCCACACGUGUCUUUCUUUGAAGAGGCUGGUCUUUGAGGGUCAGCAGCACUCACGGUGAAUUCGGCCCCAAGGAACGCCCGUGCCCCUUUGCUCUUCCAGAGAGAGGAGAGGCCUGUUUGGGGGAUGGGCCUGUCACAGUCCCAUCCAGUCGGCUGCUCAAGGCUAAGGAGACCAGGCUGAGUCUCCAAGCAGAGGAUAGAGGGUGGGACUUGGGGUGUGUGAUGAGAUGGGCCCGGCGGGGAAGCCUGUCCCUGCUCCGUGUGGGUGGAAUGCGAGGCUUCUUUUCCACCUUGGAGAGGUGGAGGGGGCCCAGGGGCUGCCGAACAGGGAGGAGGGUUGGGUUAUGCCAGCGUUUGGUCCUCAUGUCAGCCCUCAAAGGGUUAAUGUUGCUUAAAAUCAGAAGGACCCUUGAAUAUCUCCAAAAUCACUCAUAUGCUGCGAAGCCUUAUGAAAACAGAGGUAGGGGAAUGCCUGUUGUGGCUCAGCGGGUUAAGAUCCCAACAUAGUGUCCAUGAGGAUGCAGGCUUGAUCCCUGGCCUCGCUCAGUGGGUUAAGGAUCAGGCGUUGCCACAAGCCUCUGUGUAGAUCGAAGAUGUGGCUGCGAUCUGGUGUGGCUGUGGCUGUGGCAUAGGUCUGCAGCUGCAGCUCUGAUUCAGCCCCUGGCCUGGGAACUUCCAUAUCCUGCAGGUGCAGCUGUUUUAAAAAAAAAAUAUAUAUAUAUAUAUAUAUCAGAAGUGGGGAGAAAUGAAGGUUCUUACUCCCUUGCCACACUCAUUCCAAAGCAGAAAAUGAUGGUGGAACCAUUGCCAAGCAGGUCUGGUUUUGAGAAUUUCGGUCAAGGGAGAAGUUACCCAGAGGAAGCCAUCCUGUUGAAGUGUGUGUGUGUGUGUGUGUGUGUGUGUGUGUGUGUGUGUAUUUUCCCUCCUAUGUAUCUUCUCCUAUCUCUCUGCUCUUUUGAUUUCUUUUCCAAUUUCUCUUCCUCUGUGUGUCUGUGUUCUCUGAACCUCUCUGCUUCCUCUGUCUCUCCUCUCUGUGCCUCUCUUUCUGUAUAUAAUUGAAUUCUCCUUAGAUCAAGGGUGUCAAUGCCACCAGUUUACCCUGAAUCUCAGCACUCUCGUCACCCAAACUACGGUGCUGUAAGUUUGCUCAAAGACUGGGAUUCCAGCUACCAUAAGCCGCCUGCUGCCAUCCCCAAGUUGAGUUUCUCUGUCUGGCAGGGUGAUUAAGCUGUCACCCCUUUUCAAUGAUAAUCCUUUCCUUUCAGCGCCCCCCCCCAUUUCAUUCACUCUUUCCCGCCUGAUAUUCCGUUGAAUCUCACAGCCGCUGCCCCGUCUCCAGUCCCUCUGCGUGCAGAAUGUAUUGUAGAUUGUAAGAAUGUAAUAUAUAUUUAUAAACUUACUGACUGUAAAUAUAAAGUUUGCCUUCCGGGGCUUUAUGGCUGUCCUUUGUCUUUCUAACACACUGACCCCCCCCCUCCCCCCAGGGGACCUGGCGUCCACAGCAAAUGACUCCAAAGCUGCGGCUUUGGGUAAAUGAAAAUGCAGAUUUAAGGAUCCCAGCACAAUCCAAUUACAUCAUGUAAUUCAGAGCUCACUGCUCUCUGCAUUGAGGCGAUGUUGACACAUGAUGACAGAGUAUGUUGUAUACUAAGUAUCUCUCCUGCAGGACCUGAAAGGAUUUGCAAAUAAAUCACACAUGCAAUUCUCUGCUAAAAGCCUGCUGACGGACGGCGGUAAGUGAGAAGCAUGGCAGGCGAGUGAACAUUCCAGCCUCCCUUUGGGCUUCAGAGAGGAAAAGGGCUCUGUCAUUUCUUUGGCUCUCGCUGGUACAUUCAGAUGUCAGCUUCCUGAGGCAGGUAUGUACCCAGGGUGAUUCUGGGCUGAGUUUAAGAAAAAAAAAAAAGUUGAUUUUUAGAUUCCUCUAUUAAUCAAAUCCCCAGAUGAUUCCCCAGAAAAGGAGGUUGCAUGAAAUCCUCAUCUUUGUGCAGAGUAUCAAGUGAUGGAUCAUUCGCUUUUUCAACCAGUAUUUAUUAAACAUCUACUGUAUGCUAGGAACUAUGGAAAACACUGGAGGUGAACAUCAGUAAAUAGGGCAGACCUGUGCUUACUCUUAAAGAGCUUACCUCCAGUGGAGGGGGAGGGGGGAAGGAGAUAAAGAGCAGACAAGAUAAUUUGCAGAUAGUCAUAAAUUGUAUGAAGAUGGGUUACAGAACAGACAAAGAUGGAGUAAACAUUGAACACGUUGGCUGUUUCACCUAGAAACCCUGGAUGCCUGUCUUCUCUCAAAAAUUCAGACGCUCUUUGGGAGUUCCCAUCAUGGCCCAGUGGUAACAAACCCAACUAGUAUCCAUGAAGACAUGGGUUCGAUCCCUGUCCUCGAUCAGUGCGUUAAGGAUCCAGCAUUUCCAUGACCUGUGCUGUAGGUCGCAGACGUGGCUUGGGUCCUGUGCUGCUGUGGCUGUGGUGUAGGCCAGAAACUGUAGCUCUGUUUCAACCCCUAGCCUGGGAACUCCCAUAUGCUGAAGGAGUGGCCCUAAAAAGAGGAAAAAAAGUUUCAGAUGCUCCGGCAAAAAGAGGCUUACAAUCCAACUUGGCCCUAAUGGGACCCUGUGGGUUGCUGCUGUUGCCUCCAGGCAGGAUGGGAGUGCCCCCCCAUACGGCCCAAGGUCCCUGAGAGCCCCCCCACACCCAGAUCAUCUCCCCAACUCAGGAGUGCAAAUUUCAUUUUGCCACUGCCUCACCGUUUUUCUUAUAAUAGCGAAAUAUUUCUCCCCAGCCAUGUCCCUACCCCAAAGGGCAGAAAACAGAGAUGGAGGAAACUGUGUGUUCUCCAGACAAAACUAGGAGAAGUAUAUUGUUGUAUGGAAGAGAGAGCCUCUGCAUCUCCCAGGAAAAUAUAAAAUGUUGUCUAAAGAUCACAACUGAUGGCGUUCCCUUCAUGGCUCAGCGGUUAACGAACCUGACUAGGAUCCAUGAGGAUGUGGGUUCGAUCCCUCACCUCGCUCAGUAGGUUAAGGAUCUGGCAUUGCCAUGAGCUGUGGUGUAGGUUGCAGAUGCGGCUCGGAUCUGGUGUAGGCCGGCGGCUACAGCUCCAAUUAGACCCCUAGCCUGGGAACCUCCAUGUGCCACGGGUGUGGCCCUAAAAAGCAAAAAAAAAAAAAAAAUCAGAACCGAAGAUGUGUUCAUCACAACCCCUAAUACGAUCUCUGCACCCAGGAGCCAGGAAAGACAUAUGAAGAUCUUAGUAAACUGAUAUUUCAACAGCGUGUCUUUGGGAAUGGGAAAAAAAUAAGUGAUGCUGCUUGAUUUCUCUUAGCCUGGCCUGCUCCCUCAUUUUCAGCCCCUGCAGGGCAGGAGGCAGCAAGUUCCAGUCCUGUUGACUAAGAUCAGACCCCGCCAGCCCAUGGGAACCAGGAUCACCAGCGCCCCCCAGUGGAGGCCAUGGCUUCCUGCGGCUUUCAGUGCCCCGGACUUGAGUGAUCCUUCACCAGCUACAUUCAUUUUCGUAAGGAAGUCCCACAGACUGAGGACUACAGAACAGCAGACAUAUGCUGUCUCAAGCUGGAGGCUGGAAGUCCGAUAAGGUGGUGGUUCCUUCUGAGGCUCUGAGGGAGACUGUUCCAGCCCCUCCCGGCUCCUGGUGGAACACCCUUGUUGUUCCUUGUCCUGCAGACGCUCCACCCCAUCUCCGCCCCCACGUAAUGUGUAUGUGUCCAGUGUCCAUGUGAUGUGUCCAUGGGAUGGCGUUUUCCAUGUGAUGUGUUUGUGCCCAGUGUCCAAAUUUCCCCCUUUUGUAUAAACGCCCUGCCAUUUGGAUCUGCGCCCACCCUACUCCAGCAUGAUAUCAUCUUAGCUAGAAGGAGCCAAAAAGACCCUCUUUUCAAACAAGAUCAUAUCUAGUACUGGGCGUUAGGACUUCAACGUGUGAGGUUGAGGGGCACAGCUAGACCCAAAACACUUGCCUCUGACCGAGGUCUUGGACAGCGGAACUGGUGAGCAGACGGAGGGUGUAGCCAAAACUGACUUCUGCAUGCCAGCACCAAUGAAAUCUCAGAGACAGCGGUUAGGGUGAAGCAGAAAGAACAGCUUUAUUGCUUUGCCAGGCAAAGGAGGCCAUAGCAGGCUAACCCCUCAAAACUGUCUGCUCCUGAGAGAGGAUGGCAAGAGGUUUUAUGGGUUUAGCUUGAGAAAACAGGGCUGUUGAUAAGGAUUAGGGUCCUGCAUUCUUCUCCCUCUGUAGAUCAUUUCAAAGUCAUCAAGGCCAGAAUCAGGGGGUCGGUGACAGUUUCUGGUGGCCUCGGGAUUAUAGAACUUUGACCUUCUCUCUGCCCUGAAGAUGGCUCGCAAAAGGAAGGGGGUGUGGGGAGUGUUUCAAAGGGAAAGAAAACACCAGGUGCCAUGUAACUAACCAGAAAGCCAGCAUUAGUAAAAGAGAGCAAUGAAGCAAGGAAGAAACCAUUUGUGAAAAUCCGGGUAGAGUCAGUGAGGGGACCAAUGCAGAACGUAACAUGGAGACAGUUUUAACUAGUUUUUAGCUGUAUCCAUAUUUCCUCAUCAUUCACACUCGAGUCAGCCGUUUGAGACUGCAGGGAGGCUAAGGAAGAGCCUUUUUCUUAAAGCACAAGGACCCGGCAGCUUGUACACAGUUUCAAGGGCCACUGAAUGCUCAAUGGACCGAUCAGGGUAUGAGGGUUCCAGGAAUAUGUGUCUGAUCUGGAAAAAGCCUUGCCUUGCCCUCAGUUUCACACCCACUUUACAAAUGAGGCUGUGCUAGGAUCCCCUGGGAGUGCAAGUGAGUCAUUUAUCUCUUUCCUUCUGGGAAUCUCAGAACUGGGAAUUAAUUACCCCAUGUGUCGCUUCCCAAGAUUCUACCAUUAGGGCCUCACCAGUCCCUCCCCAACCCCCCACUCUGCUGUGGCAGCAGCCCUAGGGGUCCUGGCAGGGAUGCAGUUGAUCCAAGGGUGCUCCCUUGUGAUGGCUCAGGUCCUCCAGUCCAGGGGUCAUUGGGUCAUUGAUGGCGAGGAUUAGCAAGGCUGUGACU
Messenger RNA from Sus scrofa (pig), 9673 nucleotides. RefSeq names its product transmembrane protein 132D (gene TMEM132D). The record is from RefSeq and is a predicted model, not a curated record. NCBI's taxonomy places the organism in Eukaryota, Metazoa, Chordata, Mammalia, Artiodactyla, Suidae.